Pygocentrus nattereri (red-bellied piranha) is the source of this 2282-nucleotide messenger RNA. It is a transcript of the gene scrt1a, whose product is annotated as scratch family zinc finger 1a. Gene Ontology annotation, molecular function: RNA polymerase II cis-regulatory region sequence-specific DNA binding; DNA-binding transcription factor activity, RNA polymerase II-specific. The transcript is spliced from 2 exons. Gene Ontology annotation, biological process: regulation of DNA-templated transcription. Bases 557 to 1396 code for a protein of 279 amino acids. NCBI's taxonomy places the organism in Eukaryota, Metazoa, Chordata, Actinopteri, Characiformes, Serrasalmidae. The record is from RefSeq and is a predicted model, not a curated record.
CAGACGGUGCAGCUCAGAGAGAGAGAGAGAGAGAGAGAGAGAGAGAGAGAGAGAAAGAGAGAGAGAGAGAGUGAGAGAGAGAGUGAGAGAGAGAGAGAGAGUGAGAGAAGGGAGCGAACUCGCUGACACAGACAGAGCUGGUUCAAGCGCGGGGGGGGAGGAGGCAGAAAACAUAACCGAGUUAAACCGAGUUAAAACUUGAGCGAAGGCGACGAGGAGAGCCCCUCCAGACGCGCUGCUCCGCCGGAGAGAGGAAGGGAGCUGUCCGGUGCUGAAUACAUGCGCCUGCCGUCUGCGGGGAGCUGUCCAGUGCUGAACUUGCAUUUCUGCUCAGAGAAACGCGGCGUCGCGCAGCAGCGGCAGAAGCAGCUGAAUAAGGACUGCGAGGCUUUGCCUGUGCUGGCAUCUGAACCGUGGCAAAAAAAGGAAAAGGAAGGUGCUGUUUUGCCUCAGCAGUGCAUGAAGAGCGAGAGAGCUGACCGCGGCGGACGGGUGCUGUUGGGGUUUGGGGGUCUUUUUCUUUAUUUUUUCUUUUCUUUUUUUUUCUUCCUGAAACAUGCCAAGGUCUUUCCUGGUCAAAAAGGUUAAGCUCGAUGAUUUUUCAUCCGCCGAUCUCGAGAGCUCCUACGGCAGAUCUAGAGCUGACCUCAGCCUUCGCUUUCACGAGAAAGGCUACAUCAGCGACUACAUCACCCCGUCUGUGUACGAUGGGGAGAGUGACCAUGGCCUCAAAGUGCCCUCUCCUAGCCCCAUCUACGAGCGGAUACACGGAGACUACGGCGCGCCGGAUUCGGACCAGCCGGACAGCCCGCGCUCCGAGGUGUCGUCCGGCUACAUUAACGGCGACAACGCCGUGAGCGAGGGCUAUGCGGUGGACUCCUUCUUCAUCACGGACGGGCGCUCGCGCCGGAAGGUGGUGGGCGGCGCGCGCACCCUGCAGCGGCACACGUGCAACGAGUGCGGCAAGACGUACGCCACGUCGUCCAACUUGAGCCGCCACAAGCAGACGCACCGCAGCUUGGACAGCAAGAUGGCCAAGAAGUGCCCCACGUGCGGCAAGGUGUACGUGUCCAUGCCGGCCAUGGCCAUGCACCUGCUGACGCACGACCUGAAGCACAAGUGCGACGUGUGCGGCAAGGCGUUCAGCCGGCCGUGGCUGCUGCAGGGACACAUGCGCUCGCACACGGGCGAGAAGCCGUUCGGGUGCGCGCACUGCGGCAAGGCCUUCGCCGACCGCUCCAACCUGCGCGCGCACAUGCAGACGCACUCGGCCUUCAAGCACUACAAGUGCAAGCGCUGUAACAAGACGUUCGCGCUCAAGUCCUACCUGAACAAGCACUACGAGUCCGCAUGCUUCAAGGGCGCGUUCGCGCCGCUCGGUGAGCUCGAGGCGUGAUGGCGGGAGCGCGCGGCAGCGACCAAGUCCCAGAUUAUCAUAAACACGCCUUCCAGUCAAACCCACAGUGGUUUGGAUUGACAGCACAGCUCUACUCGACCAUUACUUGUUUUUUUUUUUUUGUUGUUUUUUUAUUAUUUACAUUUUUUUUCCCUCCUGCAAAAAAAGAACCCCAACAAAACUGAAGACGUCUCGGAUUUUACGCGCAUGUACCUUAACUUUUUCUGUUUCCAAGCAUAUCUUCCUCCUCCUCCCGCUGUUCACCUCCCCAGAGCCGAAGUAGUAACACGUGUUCUGCCAAAACUCAGAGGACAUUGAAAAUGUCUGUCUCUCUCAAAGGUCAAACCUUUUCUAAGUGUUGGAUAAUGUUGUACUGCUGCCAGUGGGCCACAAAAAGUGUUCAGCAUUGAGGUAAAACGAUUUAUUAACUUAUUACGACUUAUUAACUUAUUUAUGUACCUUAUUUAUUACUUUCCUCAACUUGUGUAAACUCUUCAUUUGCACUUUAGUUUGUUAUUCUUUCGCCAAACCUUCGUCGUUAAUAUGCCAAAGCAUUUGCCACUUUUUUGAAUAUCUUCCUUUUGUUUGCCACUUUAAAAAAUUGUUGCAUGCAAAAAAAGAGAGAGAGAAACAACAAACAACAAAUAAUUCUAAUGAAAUCUAUGCCAAUUUUAUCAAGCUUUGGAUUUUUUUGCAGAAAUCUAGUUAGCAGUCGGCAAUAUUUCUCGGGAGUCAUUAAAACUAUAGAGCAAUAAUGCAUGGUAUUUUUAAAAAAUAAACGAGUAAUAACUAUAGCGUUUUUAAUCACGAUUUUAUCCAAUACCAUUAGUAGUCGUGAAACAAAUUCAAUAUCAGGGAAAUGCCAGUGUAGUACUAGUGGAUGGAC